Eufriesea mexicana is the source of this 723-nucleotide messenger RNA. It is a transcript of the gene jagn, whose product is annotated as jagunal. Lineage: Eukaryota; Metazoa; Arthropoda; Insecta; Hymenoptera; Apidae. The transcript is spliced from 5 exons. Bases 123 to 701 code for a protein of 192 amino acids. Gene Ontology annotation, cellular component: endoplasmic reticulum membrane. Gene Ontology annotation, biological process: endoplasmic reticulum organization; vesicle-mediated transport. The record is from RefSeq and is a predicted model, not a curated record.
AAAAGUGACACAUUUGCAGAGAUCCGUGACCCAUGAGGCCACUAACAGAGCUUGUAAAAGUUUAAAAAUAGUUAAAUAAUUGGAACGUGAUUCUUAUAUCUUAGUCACAAUAAUUUCGAAAUAUGGCUUCAAAAGUUACACUGUCCCAAGCUCUGGGUACAGAUGGAAGUGAUUUUAAUCAUAGACAAAAAAUACCUACUCACUAUCAAAUCAGCGCAACAAACAAAUCAAGACUGAAAUAUUGUAUACUUUUUCAUUAUCUUCUUUUCUUCGUUAUGCUUGCCAAGUUAUCAGCUGAUAUUUUAGAUCAUUUGGACAUAUUCAUUUUGGAGAUUGAAGAGUUGCAAAUACCUCAGCCUCUGUGGUGGGAAUAUAUUUGGUGUACGAGUUUGAUAUUAAGUUUCCUUGCAUUAUCUGCUAUUAAAAGAAACAGAAUUAAAACAUUACAACAAUAUAUGAUAGGUAUCAUUCUAUUAGGAUAUGGUCCAUUAUUUUAUGCAGUCAUAUAUUAUUUUAAGGAUGUCUGGAAAUAUUUAACUGUGGGUAAAACAGAUGAAAUUCAUUUUUGGCAGGAUCUACCAUAUGGGUUAUUGUGGUAUGCAUUUAUCCUCUUAGCAUCUCAAGUUCAUUCUUUUUCUCUGUUCUUUUCCUGGAAUCUUUUAGUAGCUUGGAAAACCCGGGGAAGUAGAAAAGUUGAUUAAUUUAAUUAUAAACUUCACUGAA